AAUUGAUUUCAUUCAUUCCAAUAAACUCAAAAACACCAAUUUUUCGUGUGCCGCGAAGCAAAAAUCCCUAAUCUCUGUGAUGUGCCUACGAUAGAAAAGUGAUUUCUUGUGCGAGAAUAAAGUCUCAUCCAUCCCUGUUACAGUGAAGAUUCAUCCAACAUCCCAAGUUGUCCCUGGCAAAAAUUGAUGGAUGUUUUGAUUGGUGCUGGCACAGUAGGGCUAUUAUGCGAUGCAAUCAAGGGCAAGACGUCGAUACGGUGCUGACGAUACGGGUGAUUCAUUCGCUGUAAUAACGAUCGGUUCCGACGGACCUACCAAUAACAAUCAGCGCGUCGAAGACAUCCAGGAAAAACCGAAGUAUCCACAGCCAGCCUCGGCCACCAGCUGGUUACCAUCGAUAUCGUCACGAAUCUUUGCAUCCGUAGCGCCUGCACCACCGAACCCGGAACCUCGCAACGCUUGGCACGAGGUGCCUCCAAAGAAGGCUGCAGGCUUUUGGACGGGUGACCGAUCAAACGAGAUCGUCAACGACGACGACGACGACGACGGAGACAAUUCGAACGCUAAAGACAGCUUAAUACCGGAGUUCACAAUGACGGCACGGGACCGUUCCGGGGAGUUUGCGAGUGCAAUCCGCUCGCUGCAGGGUCGUAACAUACAGCGGGCAGUAAAUUUGAAGGAUCCCCGAAAAGCAAAACAUAUGCAGAGCUACUCGGAGUUUAUGAUGAUUGCCAAGCACAUUGGCAAAAACAUUGCCAGCACGUACACCAAACUGGAAAAGUUAACGCUGCUGGCGAAGAAAAAAACCCUGUUCGAUGAUCGGCCGGCCGAAAUUCAGGAGCUGACGUACAUCAUCAAGGGCGAUCUGAACUCGCUAAAUCAGCAAAUUGCCCGGCUACAGGAAGUCUCGAAAUCGCAACGUCGAUCCACGAACGGCAAACAUUUGCUUUCACAUUCCUCCAAUAUGGUUGUCGCGCUGCAGGCAAAGCUGGCGAACAUGAGUUCCGACUUCAAGCAGGUGCUGGAAGUGCGGACGGAAAACUUAAAGCAACAGAAAACACGACGCGAUCAGUUCAGCCAAGGUCCCAUGGCGGGUGGAUUGCCUCCAUCGACGAUGCGAGGUUCAACGCAAGGCAGUUUGCUGCUGCAGGAACAGCAGGAUCAGGUCUGUAUCGAUAUGGGUGGUGCAUCAGCGGCCGGUGGUGGUUCCAGCUCCGACCGGACACCUCUGCUACAGCAGCAGCAACAGCUCGUACUGUACGACGAAUCCGACAGCUACGUCCAGGAACGAGCCGAAACGAUGCAAAACAUCGAAAGCACGAUCGUGGAGCUGGGUGGCAUCUUCCAGCAGCUUGCCCACAUGGUGAAGGAGCAGGAAGAGAUGGUGGAGCGCAUCGAUAGCAAUCUGCAGGACGUCGAGCUAAACGUGGAGGCGGCUCACGGGGAAAUUCUCAAGUACUUCCAAUCCGUCACCAAGAACCGCUGGCUAAUGAUCAAGAUCUUUGGCGUGCUGAUAAUGUUUUUCAUCUUUUUCGUCAUCUUCCUGGCGUAGGGUUCGCGGUGUUUGGGUUGAUAUGAACCGUUUUGUCCCAUCCCUGUCGUCAGCUUUCCCCUGUUGUUUAUCGAUGUAAAGUAGCUACGUUUUCUUCACGGUGUUAUAACAAAUUUAAUUCUUUUCACGGCGACAAACAAAUCGGGAGCUUUUGUAGUACAUGUUUUACCUUUAUUUUUCGCAAAUUUUACCGAUUUUAUUGCUUUUUCUGCUUUUUGCAAACCAAAAAAAAAAAAGAGAAGCAAAUGGCUCACAUGUGGAGGUGAAUGGAACAUACGGAUCUGCUAUUGAGGGAAUGGGUGGAGAUUGGGAAGAAGGUUGAAGAUUGUGUAUUAGUAAAUCAAUUGUUUGUAUAUAACACGGAACACAGACCAUGUAAUACGUUGUCCUACGGGAGCAAAAAAUAAAUGCAUAUAUUAAUUUUAAAACAUAAAAGUUUACCAAUAUAACCCGCAGCGGCGGAUCAAACGGUAGGCGGAGUAGGCGGUCGCCUAGGGCCUCGCCGUGU
Messenger RNA from Anopheles moucheti, 2060 nucleotides. It is a transcript of the gene Syx5, whose product is annotated as syntaxin-5. Gene Ontology annotation, molecular function: SNARE binding; SNAP receptor activity. The transcript has 3 exons. The record is from RefSeq and is a predicted model, not a curated record. Gene Ontology annotation, biological process: vesicle fusion; intracellular protein transport; endoplasmic reticulum to Golgi vesicle-mediated transport. NCBI's taxonomy places the organism in Eukaryota, Metazoa, Arthropoda, Insecta, Diptera, Culicidae. Bases 230 to 1552 code for a protein of 440 amino acids. Gene Ontology annotation, cellular component: SNARE complex; endomembrane system; Golgi membrane.